Racocetra fulgida is the source of this 219-nucleotide messenger RNA. Lineage: Eukaryota; Fungi; Glomeromycota; Glomeromycetes; Diversisporales; Gigasporaceae. The record is from the annotation of a GenBank genome assembly.
AUGAAUUUAUCAGGAGCAGCAGAGCAGUUAGUAUUGAAAGCAGCAUUAGUAUUGGUGACAUCAGUAUUAGACCCAAAAUUUUUAUCAAGAGCAACAGGAUUAGAUCCAGAAUAUAAAACAGCAUCAGAUACAAAAUAUGUAUCGGGAGUAUCAGAGGUAGCAGCAUCAGACACAAAAUGUGAAUCAGAGUUAGUAGCACUAAACAAAAAUAUAUAUUGA